AUGCUCUUCAGGCCUGCUGCUGCCCUUCUGGCUGCACUCCCCUUCCUGGCGUCGACCGCAGCAUUCUACCUCCCCGGUACUGCGCCGCGCGACUAUCAGUAUGGCGACAACAUCGACGUCUUUGUCAACGCCCUCACCCCCAUGCUCAACUCCAAGCUCCGCUCCCUCAUAUCCCACGACUACUAUGACGACCGGUUCCACUUUUGCCAGCCAGAAGGCGGUCCUCAGAAGCAGCCCGAGAGCCUGGGGUCUAUCCUCUUUGGCGACCGUAUCUUGACGUCGCCGUACCAGAUCAAUAUGCUGGAAAACUCUACGUGCCAGAAGCUCUGUCAGAGCAGCGUACCGAAAGACGACGCCAAGUUUAUCAACGACAGGAUAAAGGAGGACUACGGGUUGAACUUUUUGAUCGACGGGCUGCCCAGUAGUGAGAUGAAGAGGGAUAGCAAAACGGGAGAGAUCUUUUUGGAUGCCCAGGGUUUCAAUCUGGGUGAUGACGAGACGGAUCCUACCCACCCGGCUCUCAACAACCACUACGACAUCUACAUCCAGUACCACGCUCGUGACGAACACCACUUCCGAGUCGUCGGUGUCCUUGUCUACCCCAGGUCAGUCAACUCGUUGGUGGCUGGGUCAUCGCAGCCAGACUGUUUCAACAGCGCCCAGUACCACCUCAAUGAAGAGACUGGCAACGAGUUCUUCUACACCUACUCUGUCUCUUUCCUCGAGAGCGACAUCCCUUGGGGUCUUCGUUGGGACGCGUACCUCCACGUUUUCGACCCUAAAAUCCACUGGUUUAGCUUGGUCAACUCUCUUAUCAUUGCCGGCUUCCUUGUCUUUAUGGUCGGCAUGAUCCUCCUCCGAUCUAUCUCUCGCGAUAUUUCUCGCUACAAUGCUGUCGACUUGGCAGACGACGUACAAGAGGACUAUGGAUGGAAACUCGUCCAUGGCGAGGUCUUCCGUCUUCCCCAGCGCCCCAUGCUUCUUUCAGUCAUGGUCGGUAAUGGAUCUCAUCUCGUCAUGAUCAGCAUCGUCACCCUCGUCUUUGCUCUAUUUGGCUUCCUCUCCCCUUCCAACCGGGGCUCUCUCGCGACCGUCCUUCUGAUAUGCUGGACUUUCUUUGGCUGUGUCUCUGGGUACACCUCUGCUCGAGUCUUUGCUACUAUCGGCGGCGACGAGUGGAAAUCAAACCUCGCUCUCACGACCGUCCUCUUCCCCACCGUCGUCUUUUCCCUCAUCGGGUUGUUCAACCUGUUCCUCAUCUUCUCUGGUGCCUCUGGCGCUGUCCCAUUCGGCACCAUCCUCGCGGUCCUGUUCUUAUGGUUCAUCAUCUCCGCGCCCUUGACCGUCGCCGGCUACUUUUUGGGUAUGAAGCACGGCGCCUUCACCAACCCCGUCCGAGUCGCCUCCAUCCCCCGACAGAUCCCUCCCAAACCCUGGUACCUCUCCACCUGGCCCGCCACCAUCCUCGGCGGUAUCCUCCCCUUCGGCGCCGCCUUUGUCGAGCUCUACUUUGUCCUCUCCUCUCUAUUCGGCAAUCGCGCAUACUAUGCGUUCGGGUUCCUCUUCCUCACCUUUAUCGUGGUGGCGUUGACAACAGCGACCGUGACCGUGCUCUUUGUCUACUUUUUGCUCUGCGCAGAAGAAUACAGGUGGCAUUGGAGGUCGUUCAUGAUCGGAGGAGGGUCGGCCUUUUGGCUGUUUGCGUACGGAGUGUGGUACUGGGCGUCGAGGUUGAGCUUGGAUAGCUUUACGAGCGUGGUCUUGUACUUUGGCUACCUGUUCCUCUUUUCGUUACUCGACUUCCUUGUGGGAGGCGCGAUUGGGUAUGUGGCGACAUACUUCGCGUUGAGAAGAUUGUACGCUUCGAUCAGGGUGGACUAG
Molecule: messenger RNA, 1881 nt
Organism: Cryptococcus wingfieldii CBS 7118
Lineage: Eukaryota; Fungi; Basidiomycota; Tremellomycetes; Tremellales; Cryptococcaceae
Product: endosomal P24A protein
Exons: 2
Coding region: 1-1881 (626 amino acids)
Biological process (GO): protein localization to membrane; vacuolar transport
Cellular component (GO): membrane
Source: RefSeq, a predicted model, not a curated record